Molecule: messenger RNA, 2759 nt
Organism: Pygocentrus nattereri (red-bellied piranha)
Lineage: Eukaryota; Metazoa; Chordata; Actinopteri; Characiformes; Serrasalmidae
Product: protein rapunzel-like
Exons: 3
Coding region: 291-1496 (401 amino acids)
Source: RefSeq, a predicted model, not a curated record
CUCCAAAUGCAUCGUGCCUCGGUCUGGCGUGUCAUCCUCGUCAGAGCUGAACAGCAGAACUUGAGGGAAUUUUUUGGAGCAGCUGUUCGUCCAAACAACCGUGAAGGGGAUCUGCGCUGCUCUGAGGGUGAAGCCUGCUGACCGUGCCGUUUAAGGAGGGGGUGCAGAUACAUAUUCACACUCCCUGGGCUAGUUUCAGAGGCUGAAGCUUUUCCAAGGUGUGUCCUUCGGACGCCCCUGCGUUUACCAGUCAGGAUAAACAGCAUUCAGAUUCUCUGGUCAGGACCCCCAUGGACCCUCACAGAGCAGCCAUGCCAAGUCCUCUGGAGAAAGUCGUGGCACAGAAGAAGGAGGCCAUCGAGGCUGUUAUGGAGGUCUUUGAGAGAGGGGCGGAGGUGCUGGCCAGCACAGUGGGGGAGCUUUUCCCGCUGUGUGAAGCCGCUGCUCCGGUCCUGAGGCUAGCCCUGGACAACGUGCAGAGCAAAGAAGUGUUCUAUGUCAAAGAACAGUUUCUAGCCGUGAGAAACAGGCUUGAUGUAAUUUCAUCUCAGUUAGAGGACAUUGACUGUGAGAUUAAGAAGGGACGCCUGGACUCCCAGUACUUUUCCGUGGAGGAGAACCUAUGCAAUCAGUUUCGCAAGUACCUGGACAUCUUGGAGGCCAAGCCCCAGUUCCGUGAGGUCAAAACCCGGUUGUUCUUGGAGCAUUUUAGCAAGACAGGAGGUGAGAGGAACCUUUACGUUCUGUAUGACGCUUUAAUGGGGAACAAUACAUUCGGAGGAUCCAUUCUGGAGGUGGUAGAGAAAUAUGAGGCUAGAAACAGGAGGGUCCUGGAAGAUUUCUGUGUCAGGAUGAAGGAACUCUUCUGCUUGGGGUUGAUUGCCUUGCUGGGCCACUGUGCUCUCACCCGAGGGGAAGACUUAGAGCAAGAGAAGAUCCGGGAAUGGAGCGAGAAGAUUCAAGAGGUGGAGAGCAAGAUGAAGGCCGCCAUUGAAGAAUGCGUGACACUUUUCGCUGAGCAGGCUAGGUUGGACGUCCAGAGGAUGGUCCAGGAGAGAGAAGGCAAGAGUCUCCAGGAUACUGCCCAGGAGCUGCUCAGUUUUCUGGUUAGGAAGUACGAUUGGGUCAGGUGGUCAGUCCGCGUCGUCAACCAUUCAGGAAGCAGCUACCGCAACUGGAGGGCCGGGGACAACUUCCAGUACAUGUCAGGACAAGGCUGGUUUGAUGUUCUGCAGGUGAAUGACACUAACGUGGUGGUGUCCUACUGCAGCAGCCCCCAGCCUCUUCCCAAGGAGAGCAUCCAGCAGGUCAUGGAUGGUCCCGCUAAGAAGGGAGAUGCCAAAGCUGUGGUCGAAGCUCUGGAGAAGCAACUGCCUGGGUUCGUGGUCCAUGCUGUAAGCCGUCAUAAGGAGAGCUACGCAGCAUGGAACUUUCCAGAAGACUGCCAUCACUGGGAGAGACAUAAAAAUGUGACCUUGUGCAUGCAUUCAGAUUAGCAUAGAGGCCAAUGAAAUGGUAAUGUGGAAUAUAUAAUAAUACAUAUGAAACACUUCAGUGAAAUAUUUACUAGGAAAUUAUUGUAUGUUCAUCUCUAUGUAUGACCUUCUAACAGCUACUUGUAUUCGGCACUUGUAUGUAUCACAAUAAUCACUGUCUAAUCUCUAUGUUCAUUACUCAGGCCUUGAUAGCAGAAUAUAACCUGUACGCGUGUCAUUAACCACAGCAUGUACGUUGAUAUUCAUUGGAUUGUUUAUUUAAAUUAUCUACAUUGUCUUGUUGGGCUGUCACUAUUAUGUUAGCAUUUGUUUAGAUGAUCAUUUUCAUGGCUCUUCGAGUCAUAACCAGGAGGCGUAGCUAAACUUGGCCUGACCUCCAAGUGGGGACCCAUUUAAAUACUGUCAAAAGGCGACAGCAGCAUCACGAUCUAACCAUUUGGCCUAGAUGUCUACGUCUAGUGCUGUGAAAGGUUGGACUCUGGUUAGUUAUCCUAUACCCAUGAUGGCCUGCUGUCAGUUGCAUUUAGUGCGUUAUGAUGAAACUGGCCAACUGGUGGUCGUCAUCCUUACUCGGGUGAUGUUCCCGGGCUUUAAGGCUUGCUAACUGCCCUCCAACCACCACCCACAAAUUGAAGUUCUGCCUGCACCACUGGCCCAUACAAUAAAAAUGGUCUUAACUGAAGAAUGAAAAAAUAUGUGUUGGAUUUCAAAGAUUAGAAAAUGCUUUAUUGGAAAAAGAUAACCAAUAUUAAUGUAAAAUAUGCAUUAUUAUCACUGCCAACAAACCGUUGACUAUAGAUUUUAAUUGAUGAGUAAUAGUGACAGCUGUAGUGUCCUGUAGCAUUUCAAUGUGUUUUUUUUAUUAUUAUUAUUUAUUAUAGUAUUAAAUGCAUGAAGCUCGGUUCUCAAUCCAUCUCUUCAAUAUAGAACACUGUGUUGUAAGGCAAACACUGAAUACUGGAUUUGCUAGACGGCUUUAUAAGCAAGAGUAAGAAACAGGGCUUUAGAUUACACUGGCCAUUCUCAUGGUGUCAGGCCUGCCAAAGUGCUGCCCCAUUUUUGUCUGUGCAAGUCUGCUGUCUCAGCCUGGCCUACAUAGAUGUGAAAGUGGACAUGAAAGAUGUCUUGUCAACCGUGAAAAGGACAGCCAAAGAGAAAAGAGUCGGCAGCUCAGGAGUCCAACCCAGAUGCCUGGUUCUCCUAGCUCCCUUUGUGCUGUAAACCCUGCUGGCUGCAAAAAUAAAACAAACUCUUUAGAAACUC